Messenger RNA from Neomonachus schauinslandi (Hawaiian monk seal), 755 nucleotides. It is a transcript of the gene C5H16orf54, whose product is annotated as chromosome 5 C16orf54 homolog. The coding region runs from base 1 to 675 and encodes 224 amino acids. Lineage: Eukaryota; Metazoa; Chordata; Mammalia; Carnivora; Phocidae. The record is from RefSeq and is a predicted model, not a curated record. The transcript has a single exon.
AUGCCUUCGACUCCUGAGCAGCCCUCUGGGCACACGGAGGGACUCCCUACAUCAGAGCUGGGUUCGUGGCCCCCACUACCCUGCGGGCCCUGCAUCCCCAUCAUGCUGGCCCUGGCCUCCCUCUCUGCGCUCUUCCUCCUAACAACAGCCGUGUUGGCCGAACGCCUGUUCCGCCGCUCACAGCACCCAGACCCCAGCACCCAUGCACCCACCCUGGUCUGGCGCCCCGGAGGAGAACUGUGGAUUGAGCCCAGGGGCACCCCCCGAGAGCGCUCCGAGGACUGGUACGGAUCUGCGGUCCCCUUGCUGAUGGACCAGGCCCCAGACCCCCCCAUCCCCGGGGGCACCUUGGAGGCCCACGCAACAGCCCCACCUGCCCCUUUAGCCCCACUCUCCCCGUCCGGCUCCUUGGUCCCCCGCACCCCACCCAGGGCCCCAGCCCGCAGCACCUUCUGGGGGCCCCAGGCCUUGGACGAGAGGCCCUGUGUCCCAGGCUUGGUGAGCUGGGCUGAGUCGGAACAGAGGCCAGAGGCCAACGUGUACUUGGGGAGCCCCCAGGCCCAGAGGCAGCGACUAGGAAGCCCUGAUCCUGAGUGGGGCCUCCAGCCUCGGGUCACCCUGGAGCAGAUCUCCGCUUUCUGGAAGCGUGAAGGUCGGACCAGCGUGGGGUUCUGAAUCCCCAGGGCCUGGAGGAUUGGCCUCCCAAAGACCCCUGAGGAAGGCCCUACCUCAGAGAGUCUCUCCGAGGCCUUAAG